AAAACUCAUCAAGAUCGCAGAGACGUGGAUUGAACAGCCACCGCAAAAGGGAAAGCUGUUCCGUACCAUGGAUUAUCCCUCCAAGGGUAAUGGCCGCCAUCUCAAGCCCAAAGACACUGUUGAUGAAGACGUCGAUGAUUGCGUUGAAGCAGGUGCUCUGGAGAUCGCACAUAUCUACGGCUCUGGCCCUUACGCAUGGGACAGCUGGCGCAUCUUCUGCCGCGACAAGUUCCGCGGUGUCGCUGACGGCUAUAACGGUGAAGGUGUACCCGGCUACAAUCCUUCCUCACAGACCGCGAACGAGUCAGACUUUGAGCCAGAGUGGAAGCGUGUGAUACCUUUGGAUAAAGAGCUACGAGCAUGCUUACGCUGGAUGUGGCUACGCGAAGGUUGGGAAUGGGAUCCUUUGACCGGCAAAAAGCAUAAAGCUGCUCCAUCCCUCUUACGCGAAGCUUCAGAUGGUAUAGCUACCUGGGACGAACCCGUCGCCAUGAAUCCUCACAACGAAGACCCUACUACCAUCAAGCAAGAAAUCUCAGCACCUCGUGGCGCUGCAGCCCUGGUCCCAAGCAUCAAGGCCGAAGAAGUCAAGACAGAGGAUGCACAACCCGCCAAGAAACGCACCAGAAGAUCUAGAAACUCGGGUGCUUCGAAGCGUGCAGUCACUCCCCCGUCAGCAGUCGAGACCAAGGAACAUGCUACCCCUGCUGUUGCCGCUGCUGCUAAGGUGUUGAAUGCAGAGCCAGAGAUUAUGACGUCGCGGUUGAGACCCAGAGCUGGUCGUACGGAUGCCAUUACUUCUGCUGCUGUUCCUGCUACGCCUAGUCGUCGUCGUGCACGUAAGUAGAGGACCGUCUCGUAGGACAACUGUAUUCUUGUCUAGAGCCAUUGGUGGUAUUCCACACAAAUAACCUUUCAUAGCGAAAAAAAACAAUACAGG
Messenger RNA from Aureobasidium subglaciale EXF-2481, 940 nucleotides. RefSeq lists its product as uncharacterized. The transcript has a single exon. The record is from RefSeq and is a predicted model, not a curated record. Bases 68 to 847 code for a protein of 259 amino acids. NCBI's taxonomy places the organism in Eukaryota, Fungi, Ascomycota, Dothideomycetes, Dothideales, Saccotheciaceae.